Molecule: messenger RNA, 2450 nt
Organism: Erinaceus europaeus (western European hedgehog)
Lineage: Eukaryota; Metazoa; Chordata; Mammalia; Eulipotyphla; Erinaceidae
Gene: MTMR14
Product: myotubularin related protein 14
Exons: 19
Coding region: 135-2084 (649 amino acids)
Biological process (GO): dephosphorylation
Molecular function (GO): phosphatidylinositol-3-phosphate phosphatase activity
Source: RefSeq, a predicted model, not a curated record
UCCGGAAGUGGACGUGAAGGCGGCGGCCAGGGCGGUUCGCAGGUUCCAGGCAGAGAGUCAGGGUGCCUAGGGCCAUGGGCCGGGAAGAGGCGCGUUGAGGGCUGGCGGGCGCGGAGGGGCCACAGGGCUGGGCCAUGGCCGGUGCUCGGACAGCCGCCGCCGCCUCGGCUGGACCCUCGUCUUCGUCGGGCAGCCCUCCGCCGCAGGUGCCGGGGCUCGGGGAGCUGCUGGAGGAGUUCUCCCGGACUCAGUACCGGGCCAAGGACUGCAGCGGGACUGGCGGAUCCAAGGUUGAGCGCAUUGAGAAGAGGUGUCUGGAGCUGUUUGGCCGAGACUACUGCUACAGUGUGAUCCAAAAUGUGAAUGGGGAAAUCUGUGGCCACUAUCCCCAGCGGAUCGUGUUCCUGGAGUACGAGAGUUCUGAGAAGGAGAAAGACACGUUCCAGAGCACUGUGCAGGUGAGCAAGUUGCAAGACCUCAUCUACCGCAGCAAGAUGGCCAGGUGCAGAGGCCGCUUUGUCUGUCCCGUGAUCCUUUUCAAGGGCAAGCACAUUUGCAGGUCGGCCACGCUGGCCGGCUGGGGUGAGCUGUACGGACGCACUGGCUACAACUACAUCUUCUCAGCAGGGGGUGUAGAUGAUGCCUGGGCAGAUGCAGAAGACGUCACGGAGGAGGACUGUGCUCUCCGGAGUUCCGACACGCAUCUUUUCGACAAGGUGAGAGGCUAUGACAUCAAGCUGCUCCGAUACCUGUCCGUCAAGUACAUCUGUGACCUCAUGGUGGAGAAUAAGAAGGUGAAGUUUGGCGUGAAUGUAACCUCCUCCGAGAAGGUGGACAAAGCCCAGCGCUAUGCCGACUUCACUCUUCUCUCUGUCCCGUAUCCAGGCUGUGAAUUUUUCAAGGAAUAUAAGGACCGGGACUACAUGGCAGAAGGGCUCAUUUUUAACUGGAAGCAGGACUACGUCGAUGCCCCGCUGAGCAUCCCUGACUUCCUGACCUGCUCUCUGAACAUCGACUGGAGCCGGUAUCAGAGUUGGGACCUGGUGCAGCAAACACAAAACUACCUGAAGCUCCUACUCUCCAUAGUCAGCAGCGAUGAUGACAGCGGGCUACUGGUUCACUGUAUCUCAGGCUGGGACCGGACCCCACUCUUCAUCUCUCUGCUGCGCCUUUCCUUGUGGGCUGACGGGCUCAUCCACACAUCCCUGAAGCCUGCUGAGAUCCUCUACCUCACUGUGGCCUAUGACUGGUUCCUCUUUGGGCACAUGCUGGUAGACCGGCUCAGCAAAGGAGAGGAGAUUUUCUUCUUUUGCUUCAAUUUUUUGAAGCAUAUCAUUUCUGAGGAGUUCUCUGCUCUGAAGAUGCAGAGGAGGAAGAGCUUGCCAACACGGGACGGCUUCACCGUGGAGGACAUCUGCAUGCUGAGGCGAAAGGACCGUGGCAGCACCACCAGCCUGGGCAGCGACUUCUCUCUGGUCAUGGAGAGUUCCCCGGGGGCCGCUGGGAGCUUCACCUAUGAGUCUGUAGAGCUGCUCUCGGCAGGGACGCAGACGCAGGCAGCCUGGAGGAAGAGCCACUCGUCCUCCCCACAAAGCGUGCUUUGGAGCCGGCCGCAGCCCCCUGAGGACCGCCUGCCCCCCCACCAGGGGCUGCUGGAAGCCAGGUCAUCCAGCUCCUCAUCCUCCAACCAUUCAGAUGGUUUCUUCAGGACUGGGAGCAGCCCUCUGGAGGUCCCCAAACCCAGAUCAGUGGACCAUCCCCUGCCCGGAUCCUCUCUCUCCACAGACUUUGGCAGCUGGCAGAUGGUAACGGGCUGUGGCAGUAUUCAGGAGCGGGCUGCCCUGCACACAGACUACUCUCUCCCUUUCAGCUUCCCGGAUGAGCUCCCUAACAGUUGUCUGCUUGCGGCCCUGAGCGAGCGGGAGAGCCGGCUGCAGGAGGUACGCUCAGCCUUCCUGGCCGCCUACAGCAGCACCGUAGGGCUCCGGGCUGCAGCGCCCAGCCCCUCGGGGGCCAUCGGGGGUCUCCUGGAGCAGUUUGUCCGUGGUGUGGUGCUCCGGGGCACCAGCAGCAGCGCCUUAUGAAGCAGCCGGACCAGCGUCUGCUCCUGUCUCACCUGAGCCCUGAGUGGAAUCAAAGCCAUGCCCGGCCAAGGGGCACCUCGAGGUUGGGGGACCUGCUACUCCCCACAGCGGCCCCAAAACCGAGCAGGCCAAGGACAAGGGUCUUCAGCCCUGCUCCCAGACCGACCCUGUUCCUGCCGCCUCCACCCCCAUCCCAGUCUUUGCUGGAUUCCUGCGGACUCAACUGUGUGGAGUCCCCUCACCCUGGCCUUACAGAGGCCGAGUCUUCACAGAUCCCCCUCCCCAUUCUUGCCCUGGGGACAGGGGGCACCUGCGCUGAGAACAGUUUGACACACAUCACAAAAUAAAGUCAAAGUCUUUUUGCAA